Molecule: messenger RNA, 855 nt
Organism: Nothobranchius furzeri (turquoise killifish)
Lineage: Eukaryota; Metazoa; Chordata; Actinopteri; Cyprinodontiformes; Nothobranchiidae
Source: RefSeq, a predicted model, not a curated record
AUGAGAACCUGUUCACACAAUGCAAAAACAAAAUUAUUUGUUUCUAAAUUGCAGAAAAUGUAUCACAUAGUAUUUUUUGAAGAGACUGCAGAGGUGGAGGUGGUUCCUGCCCUGUGGGUAAGGGAUGGCACCUGCCUGUGGCCGCCUUAUAAAACCGAGGCAAUCCAGCGGGCAGUCCGGAACAGGGAGGAACCGGGCAGCUCCUGGAUUGCCUACAAUGCUAGGGUGCUCUACUCAGCAAAUGACUUUAAUGAGGCGAGGAGGAAGCUCCCUCUUGCUGAGGAGCAGACAGACCUCCAGUCUGAGGCGGAAGCCAUUGAAAGGCCUCAAAGAAGAAGAGUUAAGCCAAGUAGAUAUGUCCAGGACCAGGCCUCAUCAGAGGAUGAAGCCCAGACCCCUGGAAGAGGGCUUCCCCCACCCCCAGCCAUCCCCCCGGUGAGGAGAAGGUUCAUCCUCCCCAAUAACGGGCCGCUAGUGGAGGUACCACCUGUACCUCAGCUUGACCUAACCAAUUACCAGCAUGUCAUGACCCUGGGGACAUCACUGCGGCAGGCCAUUGACCUGCAGGGUCACCAGGGAACCCAGGGGGUUCCAGUUCCAACUCCCUCAUCAUCUGGUGGGAUGAUGAGGGAGGAAUCGGCUGUCCAGGUGCCUACUGUUUGCCCCAACUCCUCUCCAGGGCAGUGGCAACAGAAGGACAACACGACUUGUAAGGUUUUUAUGGUUUACACUCACCCAGUCCUCACAUGCCAGUUACAGUAUACGAACACACAUGAUCCACACAUACAUACUAAUAUAAGAUGGUUUAUAAAGCUAAACACACACACACACAACAUGUAAAUGCAAAAAAUGCUU